Messenger RNA from Hydractinia symbiolongicarpus, 768 nucleotides. Its product is annotated as gremlin-1-like. Lineage: Eukaryota; Metazoa; Cnidaria; Hydrozoa; Anthoathecata; Hydractiniidae. The record is from RefSeq and is a predicted model, not a curated record. The coding region runs from base 146 to 634 and encodes 162 amino acids. The transcript is spliced from 2 exons. Gene Ontology annotation, molecular function: BMP binding; receptor ligand activity. Gene Ontology annotation, biological process: animal organ morphogenesis.
GUUUUAAACUGUUUAAAUCCUAAAGUUCUUCUUUCUCAUAAACCAAAUGCUGUUGAACUUUGAAAGAUUAUUUUUUGCAAGUUCAUUAGCACAAAAGGAAGAUUGCUUUAAUAUCUAAAGGCUGCGUCUUGAAAAAUCAUUCACAAUGCAUUUAUUGUUCCAUCACUUGAUUUUUGUGGUUUCCAUCAUGGUUGGCGUCCAUAAUCGUCCGCAAGUACGUAUAUUUGCCAGACCAAAGUUAAACGAAGUCAAAGAUUUAAAAGAAGUCACACAAGAGACUGCAAACUUGGCCAACUCCUAUUUCGUGUUUUUCAAUCACAAUAUGAAACGGUCAAAAGACUCGUGUGAGACGCAGGAAUUCAACCAUACCAUCCGAAAACGCGGUUGUAUACCCGUAACUAUUCCGAACAAAAUUUGCACUGGGGAAUGCAAUUCCUAUUAUAUUCCGUACAAAUCACAACGAAGCAAUGAUGUACACAACGUGUUUCAAAACUGCCGGCAAUGCGUGCCGAAAUCGUAUCAAAAAAUAGCUGUGGUUUUGAAAUGUCCGAACCGGAGACGCAAACAUAAAGUAAAGAAGGUGAAAUUGAUCUAUUCUUGUCGAUGCAAGUCGAACACGUGCACGUUGAAAUGAUGUAGAAUAGUAAUCAUGAAAUGGACUAUAAACAAAAUGAAAUGAAAUAGUCGCUUGUUUACAAGUUGAAUUGUUAUAUAUGUGUACAGUAUUAGUUCAUAUCAUUUUCAAAUUGGAUUUAAUAACCUUCUUAC